AUGAUUGGUUCAGUUACUAAAUUAGAAGAAUCUGUGAAUCCAAUGGAUGCUACAAAUAAUGAAGAAAGUGAGAUAAGAGAAAACCUUGAAGAGGGUCCUGUGGCUAUGAUGGAUGAGGAAGUGAAUAGAAUAGCACCUUGGAGGAAACAGAUAACAGUUCGAGGAUUAAUAGCUAGUUUUGUAAUUGGAGUCAUGUAUAGUGUGAUUGUCAUGAAACUCAAUCUCACUACUGGAUUAGUCCCUAAUCUAAAUGUCUCUGCGGCUUUACUUGGCUUUGUGUUUAUUCGAAUUUGGACUAAGAUUCUUGCGAAAGCUAAGAUUGUUUCAAUUCCGUUUACUAGACAGGAGAACACCAUCAUUCAAACUUGUGCUGUUGCUUGCUAUAGCAUCGCCGUAGGAGGUGGUUUUGGGUCUUACCUAUUGGGGUUGAAUAGGAGGACUUAUGAGCAAGCAGGGAUUGAUACGCCGGGGAAUACUCCUGGUAGUACUAAGGAGCCUUCAAUUGGUUGGAUGACAGCAUUUCUAUUUGUGACCAGUUUUGUUGGACUUUUAGCUUUGGUUCCUAUUAGAAAGAUUAUGAUAAUAGACUACAAAUUAACUUAUCCAAGUGGAACUGCUACUGCGGUUCUUAUUAAUGGAUUCCAUACGCCUAAAGGAGAUGUCAUGGCCAAGAAGCAGGUUCAUGGAUUCGUGAAGUUCUUUGCAUCGAGCUUUGUCUGGGCGUUCUUUCAGUGGUUCUUUACAGGUGGAGAUACUUGUGGAUUUGUUCAAUUUCCUACUUUUGGAUUGCAAGCAUGGAAAAACUCAUUUUACUUCGAUUUCAGUAUGACUUAUGUUGGAGCAGGAAUGAUCUGUUCUCAUCUUGUUAAUUUAUCAUUACUUCUUGGUGCUGUGGUUUCAUGGGGCAUCAUGUGGCCAUUAAUCAGAGGACUAAAAGGAGAAUGGUUCCCUGCAAAUAUAAAAGAAAGUAGCAUGAAGAGUCUCAAUGGUUAUAAGGUUUUCAUUUCCAUUGCCUUGAUUCUUGGUGAUGGCUUUUACAACUUUGCCAAAGUUCUCUAUUUCACUGCCACAAAUAUCCACGCCAAUAUGAAAAAGAAGAAUCUUAAUCAUACAUUUUCCGGUAACCAGAAACAGUUACCUCUUGAUGAUCUAAGACGCAACGAAAUGUUUGCGAGAGAAAAUAUUCCAAUAUGGUUGGCUUGUACAGGAUACAUAUUUUUCUCCGUCAUCUCUAUUGUUGUAAUCCCGUUGAUGUUCCCUCAGGUGAAAUGGUAUUUUGUCCUGUUUGCAUAUAUUUUUGCGCCUUCUCUUGGCUUCUGCAAUGCUUACGGUGCUGGAUUAACCGAUAUGAAUAUGGCCUAUAACUACGGAAAAGUAGCUCUCUUUGUCCUUGCAGCUUUGGCUGGAAAAAGUGAUGGUGUAGUUGCUGGACUUGUAGGGUGUGGUUUGAUUAAAUCAAUUGUUUCGAUUUCAUCUGAUUUGAUGCAUGAUUUGAAGACAGGCCAUCUCACAUUGACUUCACCGCGUUCGAUGCUUGUAAGCCAAGCAAUUGGUACGGCAAUAGGUUGCAUUGUUGCUCCUAUCACAUUCUUCCUUUUUUACAAGGCUUUUGAUGUUGGGAAUCCAGAUGGUAUUUACAAGGCUCCGUAUGCUAUUAUAUAUAGAAACAUGGCAAUUUUGGGCGUGGAAGGUUUUUCCGCACUUCCACGUCACUGCUUGCAAUUGUGCUGUGGAUUUUUUGUGUUUGCAGUAGUGGCUAAUUUGGUGAGAGAUCUUGGCCCGAAAAAAGUCGGGAGAUGGAUUCCACUUCCAAUGGCUAUGGCUGUGCCUUUUCUUGUUGGUGGUUACUUUGCCAUUGACAUGUGUGUGGGAAGUUUGAUUGUGUUUGCAUGGCAUAUCUUGAACAAAAGUGAAGCAGGUUUGAUGGUUCCUGCAGUUGCUUCUGGUUUGAUUUGUGGAGAUGGAUUAUGGAUUCUUCCUUCAUCCAUUCUUGCUUUGUUAAAGAUUCGUCCCCCGAUUUGCAUGAGCUUCUUCCCAUCUAGGUAG
Molecule: messenger RNA, 2046 nt
Organism: Lathyrus sativus (Indian pea)
Lineage: Eukaryota; Viridiplantae; Streptophyta; Magnoliopsida; Fabales; Fabaceae
Source: the annotation of a GenBank genome assembly